Messenger RNA from Cynoglossus semilaevis (tongue sole), 1144 nucleotides. It is a transcript of the gene eef1akmt1, whose product is annotated as EEF1A lysine methyltransferase 1. The coding region runs from base 234 to 887 and encodes 217 amino acids. The record is from RefSeq and is a predicted model, not a curated record. Gene Ontology annotation, biological process: methylation. Lineage: Eukaryota; Metazoa; Chordata; Actinopteri; Pleuronectiformes; Cynoglossidae. Gene Ontology annotation, molecular function: nucleic acid binding; protein-lysine N-methyltransferase activity. The transcript has 5 exons.
CAAUCCACGUUGGACACGCCCGCUGUCACUACGUCAUCAUCUUGCGACACUGAAGCGUGUUUCCAAGUUUCAGAAUUUGUUGAGCAGGAUUUCUGAACCUCUUCUGGUAGAUUGAUUUGAUUUGAGGAAAGUGUACCCGAGUCUAAAUCGACUGUUUUAUUUAGUUUCUAUUUUAGAUUAGAGUGUAAGGAAUUAUCCGCGUUUUUGACUGAUUUGCGAAGUUUUGACGAGAAAUGAGUGGCAGUGAUGAUGACGACGAUGUUCCUACAUUGUCAGCUCACACUUUGGCUGCUCUGGAGGAAUUUUACAAUGAGACCAGGACCAGGACCGAGCAGGAGCCUGGUUCCACAGACGUGUUUGCUGUGGGAGCAGUGGCGGAGGACUGGAAGAUGAGUCAGUUCUGGUACACUGAUGAAACAGCGACACGGUUAGCUGAGGAGGUCAUACGAGAGGCUGGAGAAGGAGGAAGGAUCGCCUGUGUGAGCGCGCCAAGUGUGUACCAGAAGCUGAAGCAGGGCGUGGUGGAUGGAUCACAUCUAGUAACGGCAGUCAUUUUGGAGUACGACCGUCGCUUCGCCGCCUACGGAGACGACUUCAUCUUCUACGACUACUCGGAGCCGCUGGCUCUGUCGUCGUCGGUGCCUGAGCAGAGCUUUGACGUGGUUCUUGCAGACCCUCCUUAUCUGUCUGAGGAGUGUCUGGCCAAAGUUGCCCUAACCAUCAAAUACUUGAGUAAAGGCAAAGUUCUGCUGUGCACAGGUGAAGUGAUGGAGAAUUUGGCCAAAGAACUUCUGGAUGUGAGGAAGUGCAGCUUUCAUCCCAAACACAACAGAAACCUGUCUAACGAGUUCCGCUGCUUUGUUAACUAUCCAUCCAAACUGCUGUAGGACUGUCCUCUGACUCAUGUUUGGACUUUUCUGAUGACGCAAGAACAACACAGGUGUUAGUGAAGUUAAGUACACACUUUCAAAGAAAAUCUGAUUCAACCUGCUCCUUUCAUAACAUCCCAGAACUGGUUCUGACUAACGGGAAUGUUUGUAGAUCCUUUACACAAACACAGAAGUCUGUCACGGACAGAGAAAACACAGAGCUGUGAGGCAUUCACUGGUCGGUUACUACAGUAUUUGAUCAAGAUUUAAAAAAA